Molecule: messenger RNA, 2131 nt
Organism: Alexandromys fortis (reed vole)
Lineage: Eukaryota; Metazoa; Chordata; Mammalia; Rodentia; Cricetidae
Gene: Rhbdd2
Product: rhomboid domain containing 2
Exons: 4
Coding region: 80-1165 (361 amino acids)
Cellular component (GO): membrane
Molecular function (GO): serine-type endopeptidase activity
Source: RefSeq, a predicted model, not a curated record
GGGAGACCGCCGCAGGGAGGCGGAAAUUGCCGAGGCGGGCUGUGAGUGCCGAGGCGGCACGCGGGAAGGUCCGGCGGCCAUGGCGGCCCCGGGACCCGCGAGUCGCUUCUGGUGCUCGUAUCCCGAGGUCCCCUCCGCCACAUUCUUCACCGCCCUGCUCUCGCUGCUGGUGUCGGGGCCCCGCUUGUUCCUGCUGCAGCCGCCUCUGGCACCGUCGGGGCUGUCGCUGCGCUCCGAGGCCCUGCGCAACUGGCAAGUUUACAGGCUGGUGACCUACAUCUUCGUCUAUGAGAACCCAGUCUCCCUGCUCUGCGGUGCCAUCAUCAUCUGGCGCUUUGCUGGCAACUUCGAGAGGACUGUGGGCACUGUCCGCCAUUGCUUCUUCACCUUCAUCUUUACCGUCUCCUCCGCCAUCAUCUACCUGUCAUUCGAGUCGGUGUCAUCGCUGUCCAAGUUGGGUGAGGUGGAGGAUGCCAGAGGGUUCACCCCCGUGGCUUUUGCCAUGCUGGGAGUCACCUCAGUCCGCUCUCGGAUGAGGCGGGCCCUGGUGUUUGGUGUGGUGGUGCCCUCCGCCCUGGUGCCGUGGCUGCUGCUCUGUGCCUCCUGGCUCAUUCCUCAGACCUCCUUCCUCAGCAACGUCUCUGGCCUUUUGAUCGGCCUAUCGUAUGGCCUCACCUACUGCUACUCCCUCGACCUCUCUGAGCGCAUAGCCCUGAAGCUUGAUCAGAAGUUCCCCUUCAGUGUCAUGAGGAGGAUCCCCCUGUUCAAGUACAUCUCGGGUUCUUCUGCCGAAAGAAGAGCCGCCCAGAGCCGGAAGCUGAACCCUGCACCUGGCUCCUACCCCACGCAGAGUUGCAACCCUCAUCUAACCCCAAGUCACGCUAUCACCCAGAUGCAGCAUGCGAAUGGCCAGAAACUGACCUCCUGGCCUCCUGGACACAUGCCUAGCCUCCCUCCCUACCAGCCUGCUUCAGGCCUGUGUUAUGUGCAGAACCACUUUGGUCCUAACUCCAUUGCCUCCAGUGUGUACCCCGCUUCUGCAGGGACCUCCCAGGGGGUACAGCCUCCCUCCCCUAUCAGCUGUCCUGGCACUGUGUAUUCUGGGGCCCUAGGCACCCCAGGGGCUACAGGCUCCAAGGAGUCUUCCAAGGUUGCCAUGCCCUAGCCAGUCUGCAGAGAAGGCUCCUACACGUUGGUCAGAGAAAGGCCCUGUCUGAGCGAGGAAUUGCUUAAGGAUUAUGUGUUGAAGGACAUGCUGGUCUGUCAUCCCAGCUGCUUGGGAGGUUGAAGUCAAUAGAUCCAAAGGUCAAGGUCUGUCCUGUCUGAGCGAGGAAUUGCUUAAGGAUUAUGUGUUGAAGGACUUGCUGGUCCGUCACCCCAGCUGCUUGGGAGGUGAAGUCAAUAGAUCCAAAGGUCAAGGUCUGUCUGGGCUCCAGAACAAGUUCAAGGCCAGCCUAGGCUAUGUGUAACAAAACUGUCUCAAAAUUAAUAAAAAUGGCUGGAACUGGGGCACUUUGGUAGACUGCUUACCUAGCAUAGUCCUCAGCUCCCUCCUCCCCCCAAAAAGAUUAUUUAUGAAAUACCUCUGUGUGCCAGCUCUGUUGAGUACUUUGAUAAAUGUCCCUAUAUAUCUGUGUCGUUUCCCCUCAGGGCAGCUCUAGAAAGUAAAGUUUACUGACCCAGCUUUCAGACACAGGAAAUAAAACAGCCUAGAAGGACUUGCCUGUAAGCUAACUACGGUCAAGGCAGGAUCAGACGUUGAAGGUCAUCCCCAGCUACACAGUGGGUCUGAAGCCAGCCACUGGGCUGCAUGAGAAGUAAGGCAUUCUGGGGUCCCCUGGAGUCUUGAGGCGCCACAGCCACUGCUAGGUUUCUGGGUUCCUAAUCCAGUGUCCCGAGCAUGAGAAAGUACAAUUGUCAUUGGCUGCUAGGGACUUGCCGGUCCUACCAUCCCAUCCUGCUGAGUGCCUGUGAGUCCUUGCUCCUGUCUGGUGUGUCCUUGUACUGGACAGUCUGUAACCCGUCUUCCCCCUCCAGCCGUCCCUGUCCUGACUUCUGCCAUGACCUGCAGCAGCGUGCAGUGGUCUGCCCUGUGAGUUACCUUUGUAUAAAACCAGCCUCCAGCCUGCCA